Messenger RNA from Nymphalis io (European peacock), 968 nucleotides. It is a transcript of the gene Dysb, whose product is annotated as dysbindin. The coding region runs from base 96 to 857 and encodes 253 amino acids. The transcript is spliced from 3 exons. Gene Ontology annotation, cellular component: cytoplasm. Gene Ontology annotation, biological process: negative regulation of protein kinase activity. The record is from RefSeq and is a predicted model, not a curated record. NCBI's taxonomy places the organism in Eukaryota, Metazoa, Arthropoda, Insecta, Lepidoptera, Nymphalidae.
AGUUCGUAUUCAUGAAGUAUAUAUAUACUCUUUGUAUUUGUUUUUCUCGAGUUAUUUACUACAUAAUUAAAUUCUAAAAUUUGCUUUAGCUUAGGAUGUUGGGUAAUCUUAAAGAAUUUAUAUCAGUUGUUCAAGACGGUUUAACAUCCAACAAUAAUUUACGUCAAACUUUGCAAGAAGUUCAAAAAGUGAAAAAUAUUUUUAGGGACAAGCAAAAGAUUUCAAGUGAAAUUGAAAGCAAAGUUAAUUAUGGAGCUGGUGGGGAAUUACUUGAGAAAUAUCAAGAAAACUGGGCAGAGUUACACGAUAACGCGGACAAAAAUGCGAAAGCGGCAGAAGAAGUCGAUAAAUUAAUCAUACAAUUGCACGAAACUACAAAAAAACGAUUGCAAAGUGCAACAGACUUGGCUCAGAACUUGUCCCACUUACCAAAUUUGACGGCGUCCGUGGCACAGUGCAUGGAUAGCUUGAAGAGUGUGCAAACCCUAUUGCAUGAAGUUGAAAACCAACUGGUUGAGUUUGAAGAUAUUAUUGAAAGGAGUAAUAUAGAGAAGUGGAAGCUUGAUCACCAUUACCACUUAACACUUUACAAAGAAAAGAAAAUGGCUGGGCUUGAAGAAAUUCGUAACCAAUUAGCGAAACAGAAUUUGGAGAUAAACAAUGAAAAUGAAAAGAGGCAGCUAGCGGAGUUACAGACGAAGAGAGAAAGCAGCGCUGUGGCGUUCAAAAGUGAUAUGGCAAAGUACUUGGCUAGUGGAAAUGUGCCAUCCACUCCUUCACCAGCACCAAAGAUUACAUUAGAACAGAUACAAUUGGACGAUGAUAAGACGGAUUUAGAGAAAUUCCUCGAGAGUUGAUUUAAAACGGCAACAGACUUACCUGAUGGUGAUAAACACAGAGCUUUUAUUAUAAGAUAAGAUAUAUGUUAUAUUAUUGUAUUACAAAUGAUAUUAUAUAAUGUUGAUUUA